CAAGCGUUGGCGUACUCCUCAAAUCGGCGUAACACCUAUACGUUAAGAAACUCUCUUGUUUUUUUUUUUUACAAUCGCUAUAAAUUACAUCGGGCAGAAUGCCGGACUUGGCCGUAGAAAAGGUUGUCGUCCAUCCCCUGGUGCUGCUGAGUGUUGUUGACCAUUUUAACAGAAUUGGAAAAGUUGGAAGCCAGAAACGAGUUGUGGGCGUACUACUUGGCUCUUGGCAGAAGAAAGUUCUUGAUGUGUCCAACAGCUUUGCAGUUCCUUUUGAUGAAGAUGAUAAGGAUGAUUCUGUGUGGUUCCUGGAUCAUGACUACUUGGAGAAUAUGUAUGGAAUGUUCAAAAAAGUAAAUGCCAGAGAAAGAAUAGUUGGCUGGUAUCACACUGGCCCAAAACUGCACAAGAAUGAUAUUGCCAUCAAUGAACUUAUGAAGCAGUAUUGUGCAAACUCAGUUUUAGUCAUUAUUGAUGUGAAACCUAAAGACUUGGGACUGCCAACUGAAGCCUACAUCUCUGUGGAGGAGGUGCAUGAUGAUGGCACUCCCACCUCUAAAACAUUUGAGCAUGUUACUAGUGAAAUUGGGGCUGAGGAGGCAGAAGAAGUUGGCGUUGAACAUUUGUUACGGGACAUCAAAGACACAACUGUAGGCACGCUGUCUCAGCGCAUCACCAAUCAGGUGCAUGGUCUGAAGGGCCUCAACUCCAAACUGCUAGACAUCAAGAACUACCUAGAGAAAGUCGCGACGGGCAAGCUGCCCGUCAACCAUCAGAUUAUUUACCAGCUGCAGGACGUGUUCAACCUGCUGCCUGACGUGAACCUGCAAGAGUUCAUCAAGGCCUUCUACCUCAAGACCAAUGACCAGAUGCUUGUGGUCUACCUGGCCUCACUCAUACGCUCUGUGGUGGCCCUCCACAAUCUUAUCAACAACAAAAUCGCCAAUCGAGAUGCAGAGAAGAAAGAGGGGCAGGAGAAGGAUGAUGGCAAGAAGGAGAAGAGGGAUGAGAAAGAGAAGGGUGAUGCAGCAGCGAAGAAAGAUGAUAAAAAAGAGAAGAAAUAAACUGUUAAUUGUGUCAUGGACUGACAUAAUCUUGGCUGGAGUGGGAAGGACGUUUGAGUUUCUUCUCCUAUACCGACCUGCAGGUUUAGUCAGGUGUGGUCUGUGUCUUUUUUGACAUGGAGAAUGUAUUCUCAUGUUGCAUCUUGAUUGAAAGCAGAAAGGAGAUUCAGUUUGAGGGAUUUUUUUUUUUUUUGUCUCUGUGUCCUGAACUGACACUUGCUCUGCUUGUUUUCAUCUGUAUUGUAGCACUGUUUAAAAGACCAGCAAAAUACAUCGGUCCAAGGUUACAGCCCAAAGCAAAGUCUAAUUGUAAUCACAUCUUUUUUUUUUUUUAAAUUUUACAUUUUUUUUUAUUGGUGGAUUCAGACCAUUUUUGUUCACUACAUGAUGACAAACAUGCAGUUUUGCUAAGAACACAUUUACUAAACAUCUCUCAUAAUUUACCCCUAAAGAACCUUUGUUUUAGCUGUUAGUUAGAAAUACAUUUCCAAGAAAUGCAAAAAACAGUCACAAGUCUACCAUGUAAUUCAAUUGUUUGCUUUUCCUUUCCACUUGCAUUUUAUUUGUAGAAAUUAAAGACAAACCUUUCCCA
This is a messenger RNA of Electrophorus electricus (electric eel), 1653 nucleotides long. RefSeq names its product proteasome 26S subunit, non-ATPase 7 (gene psmd7). Gene Ontology annotation, molecular function: metallopeptidase activity; protein binding. Lineage: Eukaryota; Metazoa; Chordata; Actinopteri; Gymnotiformes; Gymnotidae. Gene Ontology annotation, cellular component: proteasome regulatory particle; proteasome complex. The record is from RefSeq and is a predicted model, not a curated record. Gene Ontology annotation, biological process: proteasome-mediated ubiquitin-dependent protein catabolic process.